GUAGCAGCCUCCGGGAAGAGAUUGAGAUUGAUCGCCGACGCCCACACACGGGAGGAGAGUGGGGAGAGAGAGAGAGAGAGAGAGAGAGAUGACACAACAAGGCUUCGUGGAACUUUAAUGGCCGCUCCCUCCUCCUUCUUCUCUUCAAUUGAUUCAUUCCAUUUCGUUCCUAUGUGUUCCUCUUCUCCGUCUCUUCAAUGAUCCUAUGUCUCCGCCUCUGCCUCAGAGCUUCCAGAUCCUUCUUCUCCACUUCCACUUCCUCCACCAACACCAACAACAAAACCGUCUCCAUCUCUAAGCUACGCCUCCUCUUCCUCCCCUCCUCCUCUCCUCCUCCUCAACCCCCGAAUCUCGAGUCCCAUUACGCUCAUCUCAUCUUGACUUCCCACGGCUACAAUCCCACCAAUCCCAAUCGCAACUGGUCUCUCCGCCGCUUCCAUCCCCUCGUCACCGACCCUGAUCUCCUCAUCAGAGUCCUCGCCAUGAUCCGAGACAAGCCCGACGUCGCUUUCCACUUCUUCAAGUGGAUACAGAGCCAGCGCGAUCUCAAACAGUCCCUCCUCUCCUUCGCCUCCAUUCUCGAGAUCCUGGUCGAGAACGAUCUCAUGAGCAAAGCGAUCUGGGUCGCCGAGAGGAGCAUCGACCUCGGUAUGCACGAGAUUCACGAUCUUUUCGUUGUUGAUAAAGGAAUCGCUCGCAAGAUUCUUGAUCUCUUGCUCUUGGUUUACGCCAAGAAGUCUAUGGUGAAGCAUUGUUUAUUAAUCUUUGAUAAGAUGAUUAGUAAAAGGUUUUUGCCUAGCGUUAGAAACUGUAACGUAGUUUUAAAGGUUCUUAGGGAUAACAAGAUGGUCGACGAGGCUCAAGAGGUUUAUAGUAAGAUGGUGAGGCACGGCGUUACGCCCACGGUUGUCACCGUGAACACUAUCCUGGACGCUUGUUUCAAGUCUUCUGGUGACGAUUUGGUGGUGCAGAGAGUUCCCGAGAUUGUGUCGGAAGUUGUGCCUAAUGUUAUCACUUUCAACACUAUGUUAGACUCUUGUUUCAAGGCUGGGGAUUUGCAGCAGGUGGCAGAGAUUUUGUGUGAGAUGGAGAGGAGGGAGGUCGAGGCUACAGAGGUGACUUACAAUAUACUGAUCAAUGGGUUCUCCAAGAACGGGAAGAUGGAGGAAGCGAGGCGGUUUCAUGGAGAUAUGCGGAGAUGUGGGUUCCCUGUUACGUUUUACUCGUUUAACCCUUUGAUUGAAGGGUAUUGUAAGCAAGGUUUGUUUGACGAAGCUUGGGGGGUUGUUGAGCUGAUGCUCGACGCGGGUGUUUCUCCCACGACGUCUACUUAUAAUAUUUAUGUACGCGCGCUCUGCGAGUUUAGGAGAACGGACGAUGCUAGACGGGUGCUGCUUGGUAUGUCGGCUCCUGAUGUUGUGUCUUAUAACACUCUGAUGCAUGGGUACGUUAAGCUGGGGAAGAUUAGAGAGGCUUUUCUCUUGUUUGGUGAGUUGAUUGUUAGGGACAUCGGUCCCAGCGUUGUCACUUAUAAUACUCUGAUGGAUGGUCUGUGCGAGUCAGGGGAUUUGGUAACUGCUCAGCGGUUAAAAGCUGAGAUGUUCAGGCAAGGGAUUGAUCCUGAUGUGAAGACGUACACGACUCUUGUAAAAGGGUUUGUUAAGAGUGGGAAUCUAUCCUUGGCUACUGCAAUUUAUGAUGAGAUGUUGGAGAAAGGGAUUAAGCCUGAUAGAUAUGCGUGCACUACAAGGAUCGUGGGGGAGCUGCAGCUUGGAGGUACGGACAAAGCGUUUCGUCUGCAGGAAGAGAUGGGGGCUAAGGAUCAUAACGCUCGAGAUCUGAUCACAUAUAACGUUUGUAUAGAUGGACUCUGCAAGGUUGGGGAUCUAGAGAAAGCGAUUGAGUUUCAGCGUAAGAUUUAUAGAGAUGGUCUCGUCCCUGAUCAUGUUACUUACACCACGGUUAUUCGUGCUUAUUUGGAGAAAGGUCGGUUUAAGAUGGCCAAGGUCUUGUAUCAAGAGAUGCUGAGGAAAAAGUUAUCUCCCUCUGUGGUAACCUACUUCGUGUUGAUUCAUGGUCAUGCCAAAGUGGGGAGGCUACAGCAAGCGUUUCAGUAUUCAGGCGAGAUGGAAAAGAGAAACGUUCGUCCAAACGUCAUGACGUGCAACGCUCUUCUACAUGGGAUCUGCAAAGCUGGUGAGGUAGACGAAGCUUACAGAUACUUCCGCAAGAUGGAAGCAGACGGGAUUCCACCGAACAAAUACAGCUAUACUAUGCUUAUAAACAAGAACUCUGACCUCGGUAAAUGGGAAGAGGUUGUCGAGUUGUAUAAAGAGAUGCUAGAUAAAGAAAUUGAGCCGGAUGCUUACACACGCUGGGCCUUGUUCAAGCAUUUGGACAAAGACCACGCAUCACGAGAGGUUGAGUUCCUUGAAAAGAUAUUACGCAGUUGAUGGGGAAGCAAAAGUUGCUGACUUUGAAUGAACAUAUUUUUCUUGGAGCUGGCCGGUUUUGUCCCUGAGUGCAUAAUUUUACAAUUACUAUGCACAAAGAUCUUACUGAUGGCUCAGCUUGAUUGGUAGCUACUUCUUCAGGGGAAAACACAGCUCUAUGCUAUGGCCGGAAUCGAUCCAGUGUUGUUGAAGCUCUCGUUUACAUUUAGCAUAUAACUCACUCUUACCUGCAAGUAUGGCGCUAUUAUUUUUACACAGCAGAGGCAAGAAGAACAGGAAUAAAAAGAUGACACAUAAAUGGUGGUGUUGUUUGCAAGAAGAUUCAUGUGUAUUUGUUUAAUUCUUUUGAAAACAUUUUUGUUUUUUUGAGGGAAAGAGAGAAAGUGUGAAACACAUAACUUCAUUGUAGGACAUUUAUGGGAAGAAAGCGAAAGUAACAAGGCUCUGCUUCUCUCAAGACUCUUGAGCAUGUUUUAGGUAAACAUUGUAGUCAAUGCUCUGUUUUGUAAUCUGUCACUCAUUCUUCUUUCUGUCACUCUCUCAUUAAUCAUGAUACACUUUGGGUCA
Molecule: messenger RNA, 3020 nt
Organism: Raphanus sativus (radish)
Lineage: Eukaryota; Viridiplantae; Streptophyta; Magnoliopsida; Brassicales; Brassicaceae
Product: pentatricopeptide repeat-containing protein At1g22960, mitochondrial
Exons: 2
Coding region: 198-2453 (751 amino acids)
Molecular function (GO): protein binding
Source: RefSeq, a predicted model, not a curated record